Messenger RNA from Lolium rigidum, 1039 nucleotides. Its product is annotated as surfeit locus protein 2-like. The transcript has 5 exons. NCBI's taxonomy places the organism in Eukaryota, Viridiplantae, Streptophyta, Magnoliopsida, Poales, Poaceae. The coding region runs from base 1 to 822 and encodes 273 amino acids. The record is from RefSeq and is a predicted model, not a curated record.
AUGGGGAAAAAGACCAAGGCCGCCGCCGCCGCCGCUUCCGACUCGGGGGCGUCGAGCCCCCAGGGCUCCGUCGAGGGCGGCGGGGAGAAGGAGGGCAGCUUCCUGCUGGGGCAGCCGACCUGGAAGGACGCCGGCGGCGGGCGGUGGCGGUGCGCCGAGACGGGGCACGAGCUGCCGGAGCGGGAGAAGGACGCGUACGCGCGGUCCCGCGCCUGCCGCCUCGCGCUCAUCGACCACGGCGUCGCGCACAAGAAGCCGCCGCUCAACGCCUUCAAGCCCCACCCCGAGCACAAGUCGAAGCUCGUAUGCAACAUUACUGGGGACACCAUAAACAAGUCGGAGGAGCACAUCUGGAAGCAUGUAAAUGGCAAGAGGUUUCUGAAUAAACUAGAAAAACUUGAAGAAAAGUUGACAUCAGGUGAGACAGCUGAAGUACAAGGUGAACAAUCAAACGAAGUUGCAAAGAAAUCCAAGUCCAGCAAGAAGAAGGACAAGAAGAAAGCUGCUGUUGUCAACCCUUCUUUGCCACGAGAACCUGAACCAGAAAUGGAUGAUUCAGAUGAUCCCGAAUUUUGGGAGCCUCCUGUUGGAUGUCGUUGGGACGAUGAUGAUGGGAAAGACAGAUGGGAAUCCUCUCCGGGGAAGGAUGAUGUUGCAGAGGAUGAAGGUGCAUCUGAUGAUGAGGAUGAUGAUGAUAUGGCCGAGAAAGAUGAUGAAGUGUCGGAGGAACUGACUUCAAGCAGGACAAAGCGAUUGUCAGUAGAAGCUGUUGGACCUAGUAGUUUUGCUACAAGGAAGAAAAAGGCCCGAAAGGACGAGUAAAAGUUUGGUUCCUGAGUCAAAUAUUAUGUUAGUUAUGUUAGAACUUGUUUCCCCUUUCUUCACCUGAAGAGACAAACUCCAUCGUUUAUUUGUUCUUCAUGGGAGACUUGAGGUUGGCUAAUCGAUUGCCGAUUUUGUAUUAUUUAACCUGUAUUUCGUUAGUUUUUUCUGAAUGCCAAUCAUACUGCUGGCUUGCCAUACUUGUAAUGACCAUGUU